AGUUGUAUUUUUUGUUACCUAUGUUGUUCUUUGUAGUGCCAUGAUUGAACAUGAAUAGAUUGAAAGUUUCUCGAAAAAAGAAGAAGAACGAAAAUCGACUGACCCAAAUUCUAUUUUCAGGCGACUUACAUCUAGUUGUUGUGUUUAUUUUAAACAGUAGAUAUCCUACCAAAAGAAAACAAGACCAAGGCACACUCAAAACAUCGGAGACGGUGAAAGAAAAACUGAACCGCGGGGCCCAAACGUUCAAUCUAGAGUCCCUAUUGCACGCCCUCGGCCAGCACGCUCUCUCACCUACCAAGAAAAACUUGCAACUCCUUCCUCCUUCGCUCCCUCCAUCGAAUCAUCAUCCUCUGUGCAGAGAGCAGCUAGCACGCGGGAGAUGGCGACCAUCGCCGUCCCGACGCCCCUGCCGUCCCCGGCCGCCGACGCGGAGAGCCUCAGGAAUGCCGUGCAAGGCUGGGGCACGGACGAGAAGGCCCUGGUGGAGAUCCUCGGCCGGCGAACCGCCGCGCAGCGCGCCGAGAUCCGCCGGGCCUACGCCAGCCUCUACAAGGAGUCCCUCCUCACCCGCCUCCACGACGAGCUCUCCGGCCACUUCCAGAAAGCGAUGGUGCUGCUGGCGACGGACCCGGCGGAGAGGGACGCCAAGCUGGUGAGGGAGGCCCUGGGCAGGCGGGGCGACGACAGGGACGCGUGGGUGCUCAUCGAGGCCGCAUGCGCCGCCACGCCGGAACACCUCGUCGCCGUCCGCCGCGCCUACCGGUCCCUCCAUGGAUCCUCCCUGGAGGAGGACGUCGCCGCCUGCUCCGCGUUCCAAGAACCGCUCAGGAAGCUGCUGGUGAGCCUGGUGAGGUCGUACCGGUGCGCGGAGGAGAGCGUGGACAUGGACGUGGCCAAGCUGGAGGCCGCGCAGCUGGCGGAGGCCGUCAGGAGGAAGAAGCAGCCGCACGGCGGCGAGGUCGUCCGGAUCGUGAGCACCAGGAGCAAGUCGCAACUCGCAGCCACGUUCCGGUGCUACAAGGAACAACAUGGCAGCGACAUCGAAGAGGACAUGAAGCAGUACAGCAGCAGCCAGUUUGCAAGGAUGCUCAAGAUUGCUGUCUGGUGCCUCACAUCUCCUGAAAAGCACUAUGCAGAGGUUAUCAGGUACUCCAUCUUAGGACUUGGAACGGACGAGGACACACUCACCAGGGCAAUCGUGUCCAGGGCCGACAUCGACAUGGAGAAGAUCAAGCAAGAGUACAGGGUCAGAUUCAAGACGACCGUAACAGACGACGUCGUCGGUGAUACCUCGCGGUAUUACAUGGAUAUCUUGUUGGCCUUGGUAGGGAAGGAGUGAAGAUUGAAAGAAUUUUUUUCAUUACUACCACAAGACGAGAAACGUCUACUAGACCAUACCAUGUUGUUUGUUUGGGAACAUUGUGUCAUCAAAUUGUAAAAGCACAAACCAAAAUAAUUCUACAAUUAUCUUAUGCUCUUCUGAAAUUUUCGCGUCAACAUCUUCCGUUGGCACAAGGAGCAGCUCCUCUUAUGCUUGUAAGAUGGAUUAUCAGAAUAAUAUGAACCGAGGCAACAGUC
Messenger RNA from Triticum aestivum (bread wheat), 1581 nucleotides. RefSeq names its product annexin D3. The coding region runs from base 383 to 1342 and encodes 319 amino acids. The record is from RefSeq and is a predicted model, not a curated record. Gene Ontology annotation, molecular function: calcium-dependent phospholipid binding; phosphatidylserine binding; calcium ion binding. NCBI's taxonomy places the organism in Eukaryota, Viridiplantae, Streptophyta, Magnoliopsida, Poales, Poaceae. The transcript has 6 exons. Gene Ontology annotation, biological process: response to heat; response to water deprivation; response to cold. Gene Ontology annotation, cellular component: plasma membrane; cytoplasm.